Styela clava is the source of this 3110-nucleotide messenger RNA. Its product is annotated as protein arginine methyltransferase NDUFAF7, mitochondrial-like. Gene Ontology annotation, biological process: mitochondrial respiratory chain complex I assembly. Lineage: Eukaryota; Metazoa; Chordata; Ascidiacea; Stolidobranchia; Styelidae. Gene Ontology annotation, cellular component: mitochondrion. Gene Ontology annotation, molecular function: protein-arginine omega-N symmetric methyltransferase activity. The record is from RefSeq and is a predicted model, not a curated record.
GAUGAGACAUAAAUCUGGCACAAGUUGGGCCAGAGUAAGGGGAAUUCCCUGAGUUCCCAAGAUUUUGUGAAUGGGUUGGAGUUGUGCGCACAUUUCUUGCAUUCGUUUCAGCAUCGCGGGGGAGUUUUGUAUAAAGCAAUCGGAAUGAAGCGUGCACUUAGCUUAUUACCGCAUCUACCUCGAAUGAGAUUAUAUUGUAGUGGUUUUCGGUCGUUUUCAAGCAAUCUUGCAACUUCAAUCUGCAAACAAAUCAAGUACUCUGGACCGAUUUCUGUUGCACAAUACAUGAAAGAAGUUUUAACAACCCCCCAUGCAGGAUAUUAUGUUCAUAAAGAUAUGCUGGGGAGACAAGGAGAUUUUAUUACUUCGCCAGAAUUAAAUCAAAUGUUUGGAGAGCUGAUUGCAAUCUGGUUUAUUAAUGAGUGGAGUGCUUUGGGAUCACCAAAAAGUUUCCGAUUUGUUGAACUUGGCCCUGGACGAGGAAGUUUAGCAGAUGACAUUUUGAAGCAAUUUAAGCAUUUUGAACAAAUAUUUAAAGAUGUUGACAUGUCUUUCCAUUUUGUUGAAAUAAGCAAAAGGUUGUCAAAUAUCCAAUAUGAAACUCUUUGCGAUGGAAAUUUGAUGGACUAUUUAGAUGAGGACAAUUCAGAAUAUUAUUUACAAGGUUCUGCAAAAAGAAACAAUGUUCCAUUGCAUUGGCAUAGACAUAUUGAAAAUGUUCCAAGAGACAAAUUCACUUUUUACUUGGCACAUGAAUUUUUCGAUGCUUUACCCGUCCACAAGUUUGUCAAAUCAAGUAAGGGAUGGCGUGAACUUUAUGUUGAUGUCACACCAGAAUCAAAUGACGAGUUGUCAUUGGUACAGUUGCAAGAAGAAACAGUCGCAUCAAAGACGCUAAUCAGGAAUCAUGAAACACGAAGUCACGUUGAAGUAUGUCCAGAGGGACGUACCAUAAUUUCUUCUAUUGCAAAACAAAUAGAAAAGAAUGGAGGAGCUGGUCUAAUCAUUGACUAUGGUCACACUGGAGAGAAAGAAGAUACACUGAGGAGUUUCAAGGAUCACAAGCUUAAUGAUAUCUUUGAUAAUAUUGGAGAUGCAGAUCUGACAGCAGAUGUAGAUUUUAGGUUCCUCCUGGACAACAUUGAAUCUAUUGAUAUACAAAAAAGUGGACCCAUAACACAGAAGGAAUUUCUGACAAAUAUGGGUAUAGAACUGAGAUUAAUGAUUUUGCUCCAACAUUGCAAAGAUUCUGCUGAGAAGAAAAAACUCACUGAUAGCUAUAAAAUAAUGAUGGAUGAGAAAGAGAUGGGAGAAAGAUUUAAAGUGCUUGCAUUGUCAUCAAAGACCAGACAAACUGACUCACCCAUCACAGGAUUUUUUUCACUGACCCAAAACUCUUGACAGUAAUAUUCAAAAUUUAUGUUUUUUUUAAUGUUUCUGAUGGCAAACCUCCACGAAAUAAAAUAAAAUUAAUCAAAAUCCUCUAGCAAUUUUAUUGUAAUCAUGCGAUUGGGAUGAAUGCCGGUAUUAAAUUUCAUAUUUAAACAUGAGCAAUGGACACAAAUAUUAUGGUAUCUCAGAUCUGUGAAUCUUAUUUAAUUAUAUGGGAUAACAUACACAAUAAUAUAUAAUUUCCCUUCUCAGUACAUGCUUUGGUGGAAUUUCUUCCUACUUGUCGCUAUUGGACGAGUAUCACAUUACAUUUGUGAUGAUGCACAUGUAGAUAUCUUCACUCAUGGAUACGUGCAACCACAAACAUCUGCACCGCUUAAAAAAAAUGAGUUGAGUGAUAACGAACGACCAUGGGUGCAAAAUAAUGUAACUUCUCAUCUCCCAGUUACUUUCGUUUAUACAACAUGUUUAACAUACCAACAAAAUUGUGAUUAUCAAAAAGUUUUAUUCAAAUAUAUACAACUCUACAUAGUUUACAUGUUAUGUUUACUAACAGCAUUCAUUGGUUUCAAGAUACAGAGGAGUUUACAAUCUACUGUGCAGUAUAAAGCAUAAUAAAAAAUUAGCACCACAAUUAAAAAAGGUUGUCGAGCACAAAUGAUCCAUAAAGGUACUUUUCAUAUUACAAGGACAUAUUGUUUUGUACAACCAAGAUAAAGUACUGGUAAUCUCUCACAUCACUAUUUCAAACGAGCACCACCAUGAUGAAACAAAUGAGAAUAUAAAUAAUGAUGCAGCAAAAAAGCUAUUGAAUUGUGAGAUCAACAAGGCAUGAGAUAUAUGAAAUCUUGAAGUGGCAUUAGAUAAAGAGUUUUGCGCAGGGUAUGAAAAAUUGUAAAAGAAACUCGUGCAAAUGAUACAUUACAAUGUUUUCAGAGUAUACUGGUUGGAAGACAUUUAACAUGAGCACAAAUGCAGACAUAAUUUAAUAUCAACAGAUGGCUUCGAUUGGAAAACAGAUUGCUCACAACACACUAUAUAAAAAACAAGAUACUGGAAACUUCUUAGUGAAAUCAUCAGAAAAAGGUUUCAACAUAUGGCAGGACUGAUAGAACCAUAUAAAAUACCACAAAGUAGAAACACCAUCAUAACAAAAUCAGAAAUGCUGAUUACUAGUUAUAAUUCUUUGCUAAUGUAGGCUAUAAAAUUGAAGUUGGGGGAUACUCCAUUAACAACUUCCCCCAAAUAGUUAAAACGAUUGGGAUGAAUAAUCGUACAGAAAAUCUAUUUGGUAUGGAUUGGUAACACUAUCAAUAUGAAGUCUGAAAACAAUACAGCAUGAAUAUUUCUUGGAUUGUGACAUAAAAUUGUAUCGUAUGUGGUAUCAGUUUAUAUUAUGAUCUAUAAUAUUUAUCACAAUGACAAUUCUAAUGACAUACUAAGAAGAUAAAGGAAAACUUUCAAAAUUACAAAAAAAAAAACAGGACAACCACACAAACAUAUAGUUCAAAUGAUGGUGAGAUUCAAUGAGCCCUAAUAAAUUCAAACAAGACACUAAUACAUAUAAAUGUAACCAGAAAUUUCUGAAUAAUUGAUUUUGAAAUCAUUACUAAUAUUUCCGAAUCCUCAUAUUUGUAGACAGAAAUUUUCAAAAAAUUAAAUUCGAGAAACAUCAAAUAAGGUUGAAUUAUGGAUUUGUCAAUUGAUGACCAUUUGAU